Rubroshorea leprosula is the source of this 932-nucleotide messenger RNA. NCBI's taxonomy places the organism in Eukaryota, Viridiplantae, Streptophyta, Magnoliopsida, Malvales, Dipterocarpaceae. The record is from the annotation of a GenBank genome assembly.
ACAAGACAGUGGACUUCAACUGUUGCACCUCCUUCUUGCUUGUGCGGAAGCAGUGUCGAAAGAGGACGACUACAUGUUAGCAAGAAAAUACCUACAUCACCUGAACAGAGUAGUUUCUCCUCUUGGCAAUCCCAUGCAAAGAGUCGCCUCUUGCUUCACCGAAGCCCUAAGCGCGCGCCCAGCCGCAACCCUAACUGCGAAACCAACCGCCUUAACUUCAAAACCUACCCUUCAAUCCUUUCCCACCAAACUCCUUAGAAAUCCUCAAAAUCUAUCAAAUCCUGAGGAACGCGUUCAUGUCAUUGACCUGGAUAUCCUCCAGGGCUACCAGUGGCCAGCCUUCAUGCAAGCCCUGGCUGCUCGGCCCGGUGGAUCCCCGUUUCUCUGCAUAAUCGGUGAACAACUCAAGGACAGCAAAGCCCACAUGUUCAACUGCCGGGUGGGUGAGGCUUUGGCGGUCAACGCCGUCAGCUGCCUCCACCGUGUUCCCGGAAACUGCCUAGGGAACGUCUUGGCCAUGAUCCGUGACCAAGCAGUAAACAUCGUAACCCUAGUGGAAAAAGAAGCCAGUCAUAACGGACCAUACCUUCUUAGGCAGAGGGCGAAAGUGGAGCAGUACAUAUUUGCACCGGAGAUGAAGAACAUUGUGGCGUAUGAGGGACCAGAGAGGAUAGAGAGGCAUGAGAGGCUGGACAAGUGGAGGAAGAGAAAGGAUUCAAGGGGGUGCCCCUGAGUGCUAAUGCAGUCACCCAAUCCAAGUUAUUGCUGGGGCUGUAUUCGUGCGAUGGGUACAGAUUAACGGAAGAUAAUGGUUGCUUGCUAGCUGUUGGGGUGGCGAGAUAGGGACAUUCUUGCUGCUUCUGUGUGGAGUUGCUGAACCUCAUCAUCAACACUUGUCCAUCUUUGUGCUGGAAUUAAUUUUAGAUGCAUGU